This is a messenger RNA of Impatiens glandulifera, 2449 nucleotides long. Its product is annotated as subtilisin-like protease SBT1.9. Gene Ontology annotation, biological process: proteolysis. The transcript has a single exon. Gene Ontology annotation, molecular function: serine-type endopeptidase activity. NCBI's taxonomy places the organism in Eukaryota, Viridiplantae, Streptophyta, Magnoliopsida, Ericales, Balsaminaceae. The record is from RefSeq and is a predicted model, not a curated record. The coding region runs from base 30 to 2390 and encodes 786 amino acids.
CAUAUCUCAUAAAUAAUUACAUCCAAUCCAUGGCUUCUGCUAGGUUUAUCGUGUGUCUGAUGUUGAUCAUCUUAUCAGUUUCUGCUCACAAUAAUAUUGAAGAAGAAGAAGAAGAAAAAGAAACAUACAUUGUUCACAUGGACCUAACAUCCAUGCCCAUGGCCUUCUCUACACAUCACACCUGGUACUUGGCCACAAUUUCUAACUCCAUUUACCAAACUGAGUCAAUAGAAUUAUUACAAGAAGUUGAAUCAAACGUCCUUCUCUACAGCUAUACCAAUUCCAUCAAUGGUUUCAGUGCUAUUCUUUCUCAAACCCAUCUCCAAUUCUUAAAGAACUCCCCUGGUUAUGUCUCUCACAUGAAGGACCUCCCAGUUAAACUCGACACAACCCACUCCCCCGACUUUCUCCGACUCAAUAAUCACAACCCCACCACUAUUUGGCCCCUAUCCGACUAUGGCCAGGACAUUGUCAUUGGAUUCAUCGACACUGGUAUCUGGCCCGAAAGUAAAAGCUUUCAUGACCAAAACAUGACUAAAAUCCCCUCAACGUGGAAAGGAGAAUGCGAAAACACCAUUAUCUGCAAUAACAAACUAGUCGGGGCUCGUUUCUUUAACAAAGGGUUACUUUCCCAUUUCUCUAAAAAUCUCACUGCCCAUUCUAAAAAUUCCACCCGAGACACCGUCGGCCACGGUACCCACACUUCGUCCACCGCCGCUGGAAACUUAGUCCCUGACGCGUCAUACUUCGGCUACGCGAAUGGAACCGCGCGGGGAACUGCCCCACGGGCUCGUGUCGCCAUGUACAAGGCACUCUGGGAAGCGGGUGCGUACAUGUCUGACAUUAUCGCCGCCAUAGACUCUGCAAUUCAGGACGGAGUUGACGUUAUCUCUCUGUCUCUAGGACUGAACGGGGUUCCCCUCUACAAAGAUCCUGUUGCUAUGGCCACGUUCGCCGCUAUUGAGAAAGGGAUUUUCGUUUCCACUUCGGCAGGGAACGAUGGUCCGUAUCUUUUCAGUCUACAUAACGGUAUCCCAUGGGUUUUAACCGUUGGGGCGGGAACAUUAGAUCGUGAAUUCCUCGGGAGUGUCGUGUUGGGAAAUGGAAAUUCUAUCAUUGGCUCGACUCUCUACCCGGGGGAGAUCAAUUGGCCUCUCAAUUAUUCCGUGCCGAUUGUUUUCAUGGAGCUAUGCGACGAUGUAAAUGAAUUGAAGAGACUCAAGGGGAGAAUCGUCGUUUGUCACGACAAGACUGGUGCGGAUGUGUUGGAUCAAGUCGACAACGUUCAGAACUCAGGUGUUGUUGCCGGGGCCAUUUUUAUAACGAACAAUACGGACUUGGAGGCGUACCUUAUGAGCACGUUUCCGACUCUCUUUGUGAGCCCUCGACACGGACAAACAAUACUAGAUUACAUCAUUAAGAAGAAGAAUAAGAAGAAAACAUGGGCAAGAAUGGAAUUUCACAAGACGACCCUAAUUGGGACCAAGCCUGCACCGAGAGUGACUAGCUACAGCUCGAGAGGUCCAUCGGAAAGCUGCCCGUUUGUGUUGAAGCCCGAUCUUAUAGCUCCGGGAGCUCAAAUAUUGGCUUCAUGGCCUGAUGAUAUCGUUGCAGCAACAACCAAUUCUGAUCAACUAUUUUCGAAGUUCAACAUGUUGUCCGGGACAUCCAUGUCUUGCCCACACGUUUCUGGGGUGGCGGCACUUCUAAAGGAUGUUCAUCCAACGUGGAGCCCUGCAGCCAUCCGAUCGGCCAUGAUGACAACAUCGUACACGAUGGAUAACGAUUUCAAUUAUGUGGAAGAUCUCGGGAACGAAAAUAGAGCCGCCACUCCCCUGGAUAUUGGGUCGGGUCAUAUUGAUCCCAAUAGGGCCAUCGACCCGGGGCUAAUUUAUGAUGUGGGGACAGAAGACUAUAUAAAUCUUCUUUGUGGGUUGAACUAUACUCGAAAGCAAAUCCAAACAAUAACGAGGAGGUCCUAUGAGUGCUCCUCCGGGUCAUUGGAUCUGAAUUAUCCAUCGUUUAUUGCAUAUUUUAACAAAAAUGACUCUAGUAAUAGUAAUGAUCGUAUGGUUCAAGAAUUUGAAAGGUUGGUUACUAAUGUUGGGGAGGGAAAGGCAACUUAUGUGGCGAAAGUGAGCCCAAUGUGGGGCGGGAAGUUGGAGGUGAGUGUAAGGCCAGAGACGUUGGUUUUUAAGGAGAAGAAUGAGAAGCAAAAGUAUGUGUUGAAGAUUGUUGGUCCUAGAAUGAUGAAAGAAAUGAUUUUGCAUGGUUCGUUGACUUGGAUAGAAACCACUAAGAUAGAAGAAGGUGAUGGUAAUAUUCGUAACCGGCACAUUGUGAGAAGUCCAAUUGUGGUAACGAGUUUAAGCUCGCAGGCACUAAUUUGAAUGAACUAUGGAAGUGUUGGAUUUGAUGAUUGAAUGAUCAAUAUUAUUGCUUACAAAUU